AUGAAAAUUGUCUCAUUCAAAAACCUCAAAACACUUCGUAAAAUAAUCAAAAAUGAAAAUGAAUUCCAGAUACAGCUAUAUACACUGGAAUCAUUUGAAAUGUUAGAAGGAUGGCUUGAAUAUCAAAAAAUUGAAUACAAAAAAGCAUUUGCCUCAAGCUAUGAUCCAUAUACUGUAGAAUUCACUGUUCUAUUCAAGGACACUGAUAAAUUCGAAGUUGCUAACAAUUCAAAGGUGAUUCUAUUCAGUAAUGAACGUGAUCGUAGAUUUGUCCCAUACAAAUUCAAAUUGACUGAUGAUGAAAAACAGUCUGUAUUAAAUGAUAGAAAAUUGUAUGAACAAAACAAGAAACUAUCAGUCUGUAGUGUGAUGCGUAGAAAGGUCUCUGCUCCCAGUUUCAUUGCAAACAAUCUGACAUAUGCACAGUGUGUAAUUGUCUUCUGCCUACUCAGUGAAACCAGAUUCAACAAAUUAUUGAAUGAAAUCAAAAAUGUGGAUGGUGAUCUCAAUAACAGAACUAACAUCAAACUAGAAAUUAACGAACUGAUCAAACACAAAAUACUCACAAGAAGAAAUGAUUUCUGUAAGUUGAAUAUAACAAAGGAAACCAUAAAAGAAAUCUGUAAACGAAUUGGAUUGGACAAGGUUUAUUCAUGA
Enterospora canceri is the source of this 657-nucleotide messenger RNA. NCBI's taxonomy places the organism in Eukaryota, Fungi, Microsporidia, Enterocytozoonidae. The record is from the annotation of a GenBank genome assembly.